UGAAAUUUAGCUGGGAUGUCGUGAAACCGUUCUUGUCCUCGACCCAGUUACGGAAAAUUCUUCCAUCAUUUCCGCACUGCUGCUGCUGCUGCUGCUGCUGCUGCCGCUGCGUGUGUCUGCUCCCUCGGUGUGGCAGUGGUCUGGGAUGGACUAGCCGCGCCUGCGCAAUACGCUGCGUUGUUGCUGCUCUCUCGCUCCCUCCCUCUCUCGCUGAAGAGUCGAUGCUGCCAAGGAAACACACAUGCGAGGUAGCCAGCGGACACAGAUUUCUGGAUUUCGGCGGCAGCCCUAGUUCAUGUGAUUCUCAUUAGUUGGGAGUCAGAGAUAUGUAAACCCAACACAAGCCCCCAGCCGCAAAAGAAGAGAGGAGGCGUCUACGUCUGCGAAUACAGGUAUUGUGAGGAGCAGGUGAGCGUGUGUCAUCAUGCCCCUGGUGAAGCGAUGUAUCGAGCCCAGGCACCUGUGCCGCGGGGCGGUGCCCGACGGCGUGACCAGCGAGCUGGAGUGUGUGACCAACAGCACACUGGCCGCCAUCAUCAAACAGCUGGGCAGUCUCAGUCGCCACGCGGAGGACAUCUUUGGGGAGCUGUUCAACGAGGCCAACAGCUUCUACAUGCGCAUGAACAACCUGCAGGAGAGGGUGGACCUGCUCGCCGUCAAGGUUACCCAGCUAGACUCCACCGUCGAGGAGGUCUCCCUCCAGGACAUUAACAUGAGGAAGGCCUUUAAGAGCUGCAUCACCCAGGAUCAGCAGGUGGUGUCCAGGAACUCCAUCCCCAACCCAGUGAUGGAGAUCUACCACCUCGGCGACAAGCCACCACCUCUCAAUAUACUCAGCCCAUACAGGGAUGAUAAGAAGGAUGCGCUGAAGUUCUACACCGACCCCUCCUACUUCUUCAUCCUGUGGAAGGAAAAGAUGCUGCAGGCCACUGAGGACAAGAGAAAAGAGAAGAGGAGGCAGAAGACUGGAUGCCCCGCCCACUCAGACCAGGUCCGACCUCAGUCUCGACAGGCCACGCCCAGAAGUCCCAUGUUUGGCUCCGAGCAGCAGAAGCAGGUGGAGGACCCGAGUCGCGAGGUCAAGAAGGUGCGUAAGGCUCGGAACCGUCGCCAGGAGUGGAACGUCAUGGCCUACGACAAAGAGUUCCGCCCAGACGCUCGCUUCACGCCCUCCCCUUACCAUGGCAUGUCCUCCGAGGGCUCCCUGUCUCCUGACAACAGGUCGGUGGCGUCAGACAUGGGCGACCACUCGUACCCCGCCAGCCCCAGCCACCCCUCCCAGCAGGGGGCGCCGCCUCCGGCCCCGUCCUCCGCCUACUCUGCCCUGGAGGGCAAGGAGCUCCUGAUGGCCCCCAACCAGACUCAGUCCCUCGACCGGCCGUACCGCGCCCCCGCCGCCGCCUCCGCCGUGCCGGCCGGACACAAGACCCUGGGCCGCGCACAGCCCCCGCACGGACCCCCCGCCGCGGACCCCACACUCAACGGGCCCCGCCAGCAAGUGGGCAAGGACUACAGCGGGCCUCAGUCUCAGCACCCAGAGUACUACGUACCCCCAGCACCGCCCCCUCCCCCUCCUCUCAUCCCCUCGGCGCAGACGGCCUUCGACAGCCCGGUGGUGCCCCCCGCACCCCUGCCGCCCGGCGCUCUGGCCGCCCUAUCCCGCUCCUACAGCCCCUCCCCCCCCACCCCUGCCCUGCCCAUCUCCUACACCCCGUCCCCCUCCCACCCCCCCUCCGGUGCGCCUCCGGCUGCCCCCCCGCCCCCUCCUCCCUCCGGACCCCCCACCCACAUGCACGGACACGCGCCGCCCGAUGCCCCUGUGGUGCCCAGGAAGGGCCCCCCCAUGCCGUUCGUACCCAUGAGCGACGCCCGCAGCGACCUGCUGGCCGCCAUCCGAAGAGGUAUCCAGCUGCGUAAGGUGCAAGAGCAGCGCGAACAGGAGGCCAAGAAGGAGCCGGUGGGGAAUGACGUGGCCACCAUCCUAUCCCGUCGCAUCGCCGUGGAGUACAGCGAAUCAGACGACGACUCCGAGCUGGACGAGAACGAAUGGUCCGACUGAAAGAGGCAGGGCUAGAGAAGGGUUGGAGGAGGAGGAUGAGGAGGAGGAUGAGAGAAGAGGAUUAUGGGAUAUAUCCAGGAAGUGUGCUGGCAAAACCAGCAGGAUGUUUAAGGAACUGGUGAAAAGUCGUUGUGAAGGUUAAGGUCAUGUAGCACAAUGCUGUGUGUGUGUGUGAGUGUGUGUGUGUGUGUGUGUGUGUGUGUGUGUGUGUGUGUGUGUGUGGGUGUGUGUGUCUUUAUACGCCACCGCCCUCCCUGUCUUGGAGACCAACUACAAGGAGUCAUCUAAAGGGAGGUCUGUAUCACAGUCCAAGACCCAGACAUAGUUUCACACACAUGUGUACAUAUAAUUUCACCGAGCGGGACCAGGGCCUUGUCUUAAGACCCACAGUAACUGCUAGACAAGAGAGCACCUGUUACAGAUGGCUGUUUUGCAUUUGGCCGUUUGACACUAGGUGAAGGAUCUUCUCAUUCAGCUGUAGAAUUGCCUGUUAUUGAAAACACUUACUUCUGACAUCCUAAAGUCUUAAUAUAUAUUCAGUAUCGGUAGGCUUUUUUAAACUCUCAUAUGUACACACAUACACAUGUAAACACAAACAUAAUUAAUAGCAGUAUGUAGACACACCAUGCAUCGCUCAUAUCCGGUGACUAACUAACCUUCGAAAAUGACCUCACCAUCUUUCGAACUGCAGGCUGGUCGUCCAUGGCAACAGUCAUUUUAGUCCAGUGGCCUCGAAUUGUAACUAGCUGUGAAGGUGGAGGAAGUGAUGUGUGACACAGGAUAUGAAUGUAUACUGUGGCAAGCUUCACAUCACAGCAACAUACCAACUGUUUCCAUGGUGGUGGAACUAAAAUCAGACUAAUUAAAAUAUGAAAAGGUCACCUAAAGCACAAAUAAGGCCACAUCUAUGGCCAAAAAGCAUUUAAUUGGUAGCCCUUUCCCCCACUUUUUUCUUUUUUUUUUAAGCAAUAUCUAUAUAUAACUUUAAUUUAUUUAUGAAAAUGUGAAUUAUAAAAAGCUACCAAGCAUAGACAAGCUACUGUGACGAAAUGUUUGGACAAUCGGGAAAAACAUACCUAAGUUUUAAAUCUCUUUGAAAUCAGUUUGUAUUAGCUAGUAGUGUAUGCCGUCAACUCUUUGACGGUCUUCCUGGUUAAAGUAGACUAAACAUUUGUCACUAUUAUUAUUAUUAUUAUUAUUGCCUCAAGUGAAAUAGGAAAUAAGCUGUGUGCAGUGCAUUUGUUUGGGAUUAUUAUGUUGAUGAGGAGUCUGCUUUUGAGUGUGAAGUACAAACAAAUGAGAACAGUCAAACGUCAAACUCUACGUCGCCUGCAAACGCGUCAGUUAUACUUUUCUGAAACGCUUUUUACCUCCAUGAAUUAUUUCAACCGAUUUCUCUCAGACCUGCGGGUGUCCAGGAAGCGGAGACUGGCCCAAGCCCAGAAGUGUACAUAAAACCUGGGCACGAAGGAGUCUAGUGCGCUACGCUAACUAGCUCAACUUGCCUUUACUGCAUCACUUACAAGCUUGAGUACAACCAGCACACUGUAACGCAACGCUAAUCAAUACUUA
This is a messenger RNA of Clupea harengus (Atlantic herring), 3631 nucleotides long. RefSeq names its product actin-binding protein WASF3. Lineage: Eukaryota; Metazoa; Chordata; Actinopteri; Clupeiformes; Clupeidae. Gene Ontology annotation, biological process: actin cytoskeleton organization; positive regulation of Arp2/3 complex-mediated actin nucleation. Gene Ontology annotation, cellular component: cytoskeleton; SCAR complex. The record is from RefSeq and is a predicted model, not a curated record. Gene Ontology annotation, molecular function: actin binding; Arp2/3 complex binding; protein kinase A regulatory subunit binding.